Molecule: messenger RNA, 2487 nt
Organism: Magnolia sinica
Lineage: Eukaryota; Viridiplantae; Streptophyta; Magnoliopsida; Magnoliales; Magnoliaceae
Exons: 2
Coding region: 7-1443 (478 amino acids)
Source: RefSeq, a predicted model, not a curated record
CAGCUCAUGAAUCCCUCCUCCAGCCAGAAAAAUGAGGAAAGCAUAAACCUGCGCCAGUUGAAAAACCAGUCGCAGCGGAAAAGGAAGAAGGAAGAAAAUAGAAGCGCCAUGCCCUAUCCCAAUCUAAACCUGCGAACCACGGCGCACGUUAUCCAGCAAUCGUCCGUCACCUUUCUUUCCAGCUUCUCGACCUUCCUCAUCCUCUCUCUCCUCCUCUUCUCCUUCAAAACCACGGUCGAGGACGCCACCCUCUCUCUCACAUCCUUCCUCGACCGCGAUCCAUCCCUUCAAACCCUUUUCUCCCGUCUCUCCUCCCCCCACCGCUCCCCUCUUUCCGCCCGCCCGCCGGAUUCCGUCAGAUCUCCAGCCGCUGGCACCGCCCCUCGCCCUCGCCGCCGCCCCUUCCUCCGCCUCACCCGUGUCGGAACCCUAGACGACGACUUCUCCUCCUCCUCCGACUACACCGACUCCCUCCGUCUCCGACGUCGUCCCGCCAAUGGCACUGUCAUAUAUUUGAGCCAUUUUACGGGCGAUGGAGCUAGGGCUUUCAGGAUCGCCACAUCUGGAUUCUUUCUCAUCGCUGAUGAGAGGGGCGAGAAGACAUCGGUUCGGGUUGAGGCGGACGAAGAUGAGGAUCGGCCAUUGGAUCUUCGGCUGUUCGGCCACGGCCUCGAUCUUGAUCGCCGGGAUGCUGCGGCCCUCUUCUUUCUGGUGAGCUUCCUCUCAGCUGCCUACGGCUGGGUGAUUCUAGCGUUUCUUUUCUCCUACUGCUGUGUCCUCGGAGUUGUUUUCUACGCCGUUGUGAAUUCUCACUUAGGUAGGCGCAGUUCGAUUCUUGAAACACUCCGGAUGGGAUUGAAGCUCGGAGUCCGACGGCUUGCGGGGUUUGUCUUGCUGCGGUGGGCUGUGCGGGAUGCCCUGACCCAGUUCCUUGGCCUAUGGUUCUUUUCCGAUGUCGACGACCAGUUCUCUUUCUUCAAACUUUUUGUGAGAUUGAAACUGAUGCCAUUCUCGGUCGCCUCGCCCUGGGUCCGUGGUGGAGCAGUUUCUGAGGUUGACAUCUCAGGGUUUGUAUCUGCUUGGGUCCUGCUUGACACGUUCGUGGACUUUGUGUUCGCGGUGGACUGCUGGGUUGCGAUAAUGGACACUCGCAGGAGUGGGCAGGAGAUUGUCAGGGAAGGGUGUUAUCUGAUGUCAACGAUGUUGAAUCAGGCAGUCCGCAUCAAAUGCCUGGAAUUUAUCUUUUCUGGGUCAGUUGCAAGGUGGGUUCUUGUUCGUAUUGGUGGGAGGCUGUUCGCAUCUUUUGUUCUGUCUAUGGCUGAGGUGUAUUUUAUGGUGGUGUGGUUGAUAUUCUACUUCGCUGUGAGGUGUAAGGAUGCUAAUUUGGAAGGGAGGAGGUUUGGGCAGAGAGAUUUGGAGGAUUAUAUCAAUGGCCUCAGAUGAGUACAGCAGUAUUGUCUGGUGGGAACUGUAAAGUAUCAGGGUCCUGCUCAUCAGCAAGCCUGUAGUCUGUUGGUUGCUCAAUACCCCAUGCAAGUGGGGCCAUAUUUGGUGAUCUAGAUGUUCAUCUGAUAAGUCUCACCGUAGAUGGGGCCCUCUGCUUCAGUGCCUUCCUCAUCUUCCUUGCCACCAUUUUGGAUACCACCUUUCCAAAACAAAAACCCACCUUUCAGUUACCAAACUGCAUUGAUUGUAGGAAACAUAACUGCCGUAACCAUGCAUCAAUCUCUUGGUCAUCCUCUUCUUUAUUACCUGUUUCUGCUUUCUUCUCCUUCUCAUCAAGGCAAUUGUAAUCCUCUAAUAUCUCCCAGAGUAGAUCCAUCUGUCUGCUGCUGUCAAUUGAAAUAGAACUCUCAUUGCAUUAUAUACUUAUCUACCAACCCUCUAUCAUCAUCAUCGUCAGCUCCAUACCAUUCUCGUUGCAUUCUCGUGACUGAGUUAUCUCCUACCCUGUAAGUCAAUGCCUGAGGCACCGUGUAUGUUAUUAGUGACCGUUCCUGUUGUUUCAAGUCUUGACUCGAAGCGUCUAGGACUUGGAGCCAUGGUGUUUUCUUUGAUGCUCUCAUACACCCUUUGGUCAUGUCCAUCGGUGAGCUUGGCAGAACCGAACCUCUUACAUUGUAAGUUGGCAUUCCAGACACCAUGUCCGCUGUUUCAAGCUCUCGAUCUUCGAAUGGGAUUUCUCCUAAAUUGUAGAUUGAUGCUGCCGACCCUGUCAAUGACUGGAGCUCUGAGGCUAUUGACCUGAAGGGCUCUAAGAGCUGAAGCUUGUUGGCGUUGUCGUCGGGUUCCAUGUGCGUCAUCCGGAUAAGAACCCACAUCUGGUUGUGGAGGGUGGAGGUGGUUGAGACUGGAGAGGGUGAAGAGAGUGAGGAGAGGUAGACAGGAGAUGCAGAAGGAAGAGAAUGUGACCAAUGUAAAGAGGGUGAGUAUAUAUGAAAAGAGCAAAUGAAGAGUAAGAAAUGAGAGAGCAAGAGAGUUAUGGCA